AUGACGUCCAGUGGGUCACUGAAGCUCGCGGAGCUGCCGGCGCUCGAGGACGUGCCGCCGAGCGAGCGCAUGCGUCUGUUCCGCCAGAAGCUCAAGCUCUGCUGCGUGCUGUACGACUUUAGCGACAUGCGCAAACACGUGCGCGAGAAAGAGGCCAAGCGCAACGCGCUGCUGCAGGUCGUCGAGUACAUUUCCGCGAGCAAAGUCGCGUGGGACCCGUCGGUGGUCGCGGAGCUGCUCGAGUGCGUCGGCGUGAACAUCUUUCGCCACUUGGGCCGCAGUCUCAACGCCUCAGUAAUUAAUGCGAAUGGCAACGUCGAAGCGGCGCCGGAAGACGAUGAGCCGAUGCUCGAGCCGUCGUGGCCGCACAUGCAAUUGGUCUACGAGAUCUUGCUCCGCUUUGUGCUGUCGAAGGAAGUGGACUCGCGGACCGCCAAGGACUAUUUCAGCAAACGGUUCAUGAUCAAACUGCUGAAUCUGUUUGACUCGGAAGAUCCGAGGGAGCGCGACUACUUGAAGACGAUUCUGCAUCGUAUCUAUGGCAAGUCGAUGGCGCUGCGUUCGUUCAUCCGACGCUCGAUCAAUGACAUGUUCUACACGUUCGUGUACGAGACGGAAUCGCUACAGGGUGUAGGCGAGCUGCUGGAGAUUCUAGGAAGUAUCAUCAACGGUUUCGCUCUGCCGCUGAAGCCAGAGCACCAGAACUUCCUCGAGCGCGCGUUGAUUCCGCUACAUACAGCAGGAAACCUGGCCAUGUUUCACCAGCAAUUGGCGUACUGCACCACGCAGUUCGUGGAGAAAGACCCUCAGACCUCGGAACCGAUAAUUCUGGGGCUGCUAAAGUUCUGGCCGGUGACUGCAAGUGCCAAGGAGAUUCUUUUUUUGAAUGAGCUCGAGGAGAUCAUCGAGAUGAUUCAGAUCGAACAGUUUGCCGCUGUGAUGCGGCCGCUGUUUCUGCGAAUAUCGCAAGCCGUGUGCAGCAGUCACUUCCAAGUCUCUCAGCGUGCCUUAUAUUUAUGGAACAACGAGGCACUGGUGCGGCUUGUCAGUGCGCGGCGGGCUGAGAUCCUGCCAUUGAUCUUUGGGGCGCUGUACCGCAAUUGCGAGAACCACUGGCACAGCACUGUGCAGACGUUGACGUACAACGUGCUCAAGCUGUUUAUGGAAAUGGACUCACAGCUGUUUGAUCAGUGCUCGGCGCAGUUUGAAGAGCGGGAAGGACGAGCGCAGCAGACGACAGAACAACGCCGACUCAAGUGGGCAGCCUUAGAACACCGCUUGCAGGCGCAAGGACCGAUGUGA
This is a messenger RNA of Hyaloperonospora brassicae, 1302 nucleotides long. Lineage: Eukaryota; Oomycota; Peronosporomycetes; Peronosporales; Peronosporaceae. The record is from the annotation of a GenBank genome assembly.